GCAUCAAGAAGAGGGUAUUAACCAAUCUAAGAAGUGAUGUCUGGUCAAUAAAAACAAGGCAAACCCAAAACCACACUGAACAGAGGAGGAAACGGUCAAAGAGGGGAGAUAAGAGCAACAUGUCUGGGGCCCAUCACACUCUCAUUCAACUGCUGAUCCUAAAGCUUAUCAAUGCAGGAGCGCAUGGAAAUACAUUCUCUCAAUACGUCAAAGCGGGGGUUGAUGCCAGUCUGCUGUGUAACAAUAUGGUUAAUUCAGACUGCUCCUUAACAACAUGGCGUCACUACACGGAGAGUUUUCCAAACACUAUUCAAGAGGUUUCUGAAGGGAAGGUGUGUGUUAACUCAAAGAGAGCAGGCAGACUGAGUGUGGACGCUGGCUGUUCUCUACAUGUUCACAAUGUCACAGCUGAGGAUGCUGGACUCUACACAUGUAUAGAUUCAAAACACCAAAACCAAUCUCACACGACUACUGAUACCUAUCUGUCUGUUCUGACCAUCUUGGUGUCCACAGCAGUGACAGAUCUAAAGCCUGAUAGACCAGUAACAUUAAGAUGCUCUCUGUACACCAAAGAAGGACAUGGAAACUGUAUGUCAUCCCAAAAUCAUAAAGUUCGUCUGAGCUGGGUGGAUGAGACGGGUACGAAGCUGCAGGGCUCCGGAUGCCAGCUCACAGGGCUUUGCUGUGAUAGCACUCUGACUGUGACACUCCAGGAGGACAACAACAGGAAGUGGACGUGUCAGCUGACUAAAGAUGGAAAAUUUAACACCUCCAUUGACUUCACCUCCACAUUCUCAGAUAUUAAAGACACGGAUGAUGAAAAAGAGAGAAAUGACAGUCUUAAACAGUCGGUGCUGAUCUGGGUGGUAGUGGGGGUGGGGGUGGCUGGGUGUGUGGCUGGGUGUGUGGCAGCUCUGGUUGUCACCUUCAGAAGGAGGGCGUAUUCAGUUUCAAGAAAUCAGAUUCCAGUCAACCCAGGAAAUGUGGUGCAAGCAAACAAAAGUGAUGGCCAGAGAGCAGACAUUACCUAUGCUGACGUCAACCUUCCCCCUAGUAGGAGGAUGGUGGAGAGAGACCAACAGACAGAGUAUGCAACCAUCAGAACAGGACCCUGAAUCAUAAACUGUUCCGUAUUAAGGCUAUAAAUAAGUGGUAUUCAAAUCCUACACUGCAGGUCCGGAGUACUGUUGGUUUUCUGUUCUACCUGAUAACUAAUUGCACUCACCUGGUGUCCUAGGUCAAAAUGAAAAAAUUAACAAUGGAAUUAGCUUCAAGGUCCAGAUUUGAAUUUGAGGGGGCUAUGAAGUAAAGAUGUAAGAGCUUGAAGGUUCACUUGAAAUAAACUUUCUGAGUUAAGCUAUA
Molecule: messenger RNA, 1362 nt
Organism: Coregonus clupeaformis (lake whitefish)
Lineage: Eukaryota; Metazoa; Chordata; Actinopteri; Salmoniformes; Salmonidae
Exons: 7
Coding region: 120-1115 (331 amino acids)
Biological process (GO): interleukin-15-mediated signaling pathway; T cell activation; positive regulation of ERK1 and ERK2 cascade
Cellular component (GO): membrane raft; external side of plasma membrane
Molecular function (GO): protein tyrosine kinase binding; MHC class II protein binding
Source: RefSeq, a predicted model, not a curated record